Messenger RNA from Episyrphus balteatus (marmalade hoverfly), 1688 nucleotides. Its product is annotated as homeobox protein ceh-62-like. Gene Ontology annotation, molecular function: RNA polymerase II cis-regulatory region sequence-specific DNA binding; DNA-binding transcription factor activity, RNA polymerase II-specific. Bases 86 to 952 code for a protein of 288 amino acids. Gene Ontology annotation, biological process: regulation of transcription by RNA polymerase II. The transcript is spliced from 2 exons. The record is from RefSeq and is a predicted model, not a curated record. NCBI's taxonomy places the organism in Eukaryota, Metazoa, Arthropoda, Insecta, Diptera, Syrphidae. Gene Ontology annotation, cellular component: nucleus.
UGUGUUGUUUUUUUAGUCAUUGGACGAACAAUAUCCACCAAGGGUGAGAGAGACGAGGCUUGAUAAAUCAUCCAACAGCCUUGUUAUGCGAAGACCUCGCAGAAGUAGAACCGUUUUCACACCCGAUCAAGUAGCUGAGCUUAAGUACCAUUUCAUGCAAUGCAAUUAUAUCAGAUUCGAAAAAGCUGAACAAAUAGCUGCAAAAUUUUCGAUGCCUGUUGGUCCAGUGAAAGUGUGGUUUAAAAAUCAACGCCGCAAGCUUAAAAUCAAAGAAAACGAAAAUCAUAUUCUUGGAAUUGGAGACACUACUAUUGAACCACCUAAUUACACCCGGCACGACCUUAUUCUGCCGACUCUAACUCCUAGACCACUUACACCUCUAUCAACACCAUCACCAUCGAUAUCACCCAUAGAAAUAAAGUUUUCAUACGAUCCCAUGUAUCUGAACUCAACAGCUUACAAUGUUAAACAAGAACCAUCUUAUAAUUUCAAACACGAAACAGCUUACCAGUGGUUACAAAAUCUGCCAGCUUUAACACCUUCUCAAUUGGUUUACAACUCAGCGAGUCCGCAUCAUGUCCCCCAAAUGCCAUCAUUCCAUGAUACAGUGAUUAAUUUCAAUCGCUUGCCCUAUUACACCCUACCUUCACCAGCCUCAACAACAAGCGGAGAUGGCAACCAUAUAACAACAAAUUCUGACACUUCAGACUAUUUUUCGCAAAUGUCACCAAAUUCCGAAAUAACCGAACCACUAACACCGAUCAGUAAUCAUGGCGAAACCGAAUCAGUCUUCAACGGCAUUCUAGAUAGCUUGAAGACUCCAGAAACAGAGCCUCUUAUUGAAACUGUUUUCGAAGAAUUGACAAAUGCUCCGGAGCAAACAAAAAUCAAAAGCGAACCCUACAUCGACCCGAUAAGUUCGGAACACGCAAAUGCUUUAGAAAUUGUUUAGAAAAAAAAAAGAAGAACUUUAAAAGUUUAAAUUGUUUUGAUAAAAUAUUGUUUAUUGUUUUUAAUUUCAAUAAUUAGAUGUCUAAUUUCAAUACAAUUAUUGUAAUUUUUCUUAGAUAUAAGUUUAGUCAUAGGUUAAGUUUAAAAUAUUUUUGUAAAACAUCGACAAGAGUGACUAUGUUUCAAAGUUUUCCGUGAUUCAUAUCAGGCCCGAUUGAACCACGCAAAACUUUGAGACAUGCGGGCCAAGUUCACUAUCAAUGUUUUAAUAUUAAUAUUUUGCCUUUAUUAUUAUUAUUUUUUUUUUUUAAAUAUCCAUCUUUCAAUAAGAAAAUCAAAUUGUUUUCCAAAAACACUAAUAUGUUCAUAUAAAGGAUUUUGAAAAAUUCAAGUUUUCUUCCGAAACGUGUAGAUAUGUUAUGCUUUCCUUUAAUUCAAAUAAAUUGAAUUAAUAUGGGAAAGUUUAACAUUUAAACUUAAAAUACAAAAUUCUAUUAGCCAGAAUAAUAUCAAAGUUUGUUAUAAUUUUUAUCAAACUUAUUGUUUACUUAUUUUGUCUAUGGCAACAUUAUGAAAGUUUUCUUAUUGAGAUUUUAGAUAUUAUUUCCUACAUAAUAUUUUUUAAGAGCUUAAAUUUAUUAUUAUUUAAAUUAAAAUAAUUGUUCUUAGGUGUAAGAUUUUCGAAAUUAGACAUCUCUAAAUCUUUAAAAAAUAAAUUAACGAAAAUGAUUUGAUUA